AAUCAGGAUCUAUUAGUUUGGAUUGGUGGGUGCAUGCAUUUUGUCGGUUUUCCUAGAAAAUGUUGUUUGGACCAGAAGACACGCUGGAAUUUGGGGUUUGUUCUAGGCCUUUGAUCUUAUUCAAUUUUUGUUUGUUCUUUAAUGGAAUUAUCAGGGACCCAUUUUGAUGUUGGAAUUCAAAAGUGAGGGUUGAUAAUUACAAGGAUCUGAUCAGGAUUUGGGAAAUUUUGAUGGGGAACGCUUGUGUAGGAGUAGUAGGACCAAGUAAUGUUGGUGGUGCGACUGGAUUUUUUCAAUCUGUCACACAGGCGGUCUGGCGGCCAAGGCCGGCCAUCGAGGACCCGUUGCUGGCGGCUAAUGACGAUAACAGCAACAAAACCAUUGAAGGAAAUGUGGUUAAGAUCCCAGAUGAGGAAUCCAAGAAUGAUGAACCGAGUAAGCCGAAACCCCAAAGGCCAAAACACAUGAAAAGGCUAUCAACCAUGCAACUGGAGUCAGUGCUAGGAAGGAAAACUGGGAAUAUGAAAGAGUUAUAUAGCUUGGGGCGUAAGUUAGGGCAAGGACAGUUCGGAACGACGUAUUUGUGUGUCGAGAAAGGCACCGGGAAAGAGUUUGCUGGAAAAUCCAUUGCCAAGAGGAAGCUGACCUCACCCACCGAUCUGGAUGACGUUAGAAGGGAAAUUCAUAUAAUGCACCAUCUAGCAGGUCACCCAAAUGUGAUACAAAUCAUUGGUGCUUAUGAAGAUGCUGUGGCUGUUUAUGUUGUUAUGGAGCUUUGUGCUGGUGGGGAGCUUUUCGAUAGAAUUAUUCAAAGAGGGCAUUAUACCGAGAGAAAGGCUGCUGCACUUGCCAGGAUAAUGAUUGGCGUUGUGCAAGCUUGCCAUUCUCUUGGUGUUAUGCAUCGUGACCUCAAGCCCGAAAAUUUCCUAUUCGUUAACAAGGAAGAGGAGGCACCACUAAAAACAAUAGACUUCGGGCUGUCAAUGUUUUUCAAGCCAGGUCAAAUAUUCAAUGAGGUGGUCGGAAGUCCCUAUUAUGUGGCUCCAGAAGUGUUGCUGAAGCACUAUGGUCCGGAAUGUGAUGUUUGGAGUGCUGGAGUGAUCAUUUAUAUUUUACUUUGUGGAGUUCCCCCAUUCUGGGAUGAAACAGAGCAAGGGGUAUUUAACCAGAUUUUGAGAGGUCAACCUGACUUUACCACAGAACCGUGGCCUAGUGUCUCUAACAGUGCAAAGGACUUGGUUAAACGAAUGCUUGUGAAGGACCCUAAAAAGCGACUGACAGCCUAUGAAUGUCUUUGUCACCCUUGGGUUCAGGAGGAUGGUCUUGCUCCAGAUAAACCUCUCGAUUCUGCUGUCCUGUCCCGUUUGAAGCAAUUUUCUGCAAUGAACAAGCUGAAGAAAAUUGCCAUCAGAGUCAUCGCUGAUAGUCUAUCAGAAGAGGAAAUUGCAGGCCUGAAAGAAAUGUUUAAGAUGAUAGAUGCAGAUAAUAGUGGACAGAUCACCCUUGAGGAACUGAAAAUUGGUUUGGAAAAAGUUGGUUCUAAUCUCAAGGAUUCCGAGAUUAACGGGUUAAUGCAAGCGGCAGAUAUUGAUAACAGUGGUACCAUAGACUAUAGCGAGUUCAUUGCGGCCAUGCUUCACCUAAACAAAAUUCAAAAAGAGGAUCAUCUGUUUGCAGCUUUUAACUACUUCGACAAAGAUGGGAGUGGCUACAUCACUCCAGAUGAGCUCCAACAGGCCUGCGAGCAGUUUGGCUUGCAUGAUGUUCACUUGGAAGAUGUAAUACGCGAAGUCGACCAGGAUAAUGAUGGGCGUAUCGAUUACAGCGAGUUUGUGGCUAUGAUGCAAGACACAGGUUUAGCAAUAAAUCGCAAAACCUUCAAGUACUGAUACACCAUCUUGCUAUGGUGAGACUCCUUAAUCCAUAUUUCUUU
This is a messenger RNA of Hibiscus syriacus, 1933 nucleotides long. Its product is annotated as calcium-dependent protein kinase 20-like. The transcript is spliced from 7 exons. Gene Ontology annotation, cellular component: cytoplasm; nucleus. The coding region runs from base 231 to 1889 and encodes 552 amino acids. Gene Ontology annotation, molecular function: calcium ion binding; calcium/calmodulin-dependent protein kinase activity; ATP binding. The record is from RefSeq and is a predicted model, not a curated record. NCBI's taxonomy places the organism in Eukaryota, Viridiplantae, Streptophyta, Magnoliopsida, Malvales, Malvaceae. Gene Ontology annotation, biological process: peptidyl-serine phosphorylation; intracellular signal transduction; protein autophosphorylation.